CCGGAGAGAGGGAAGGAGAGGGCGGAGGAAGAGGGAGCCACCGAGGGACCGAGGAAAUGACAAACUACCGUGACUCCUGGCAUCGCCGUACAUCAUAUCCAAUUUCCAUGGUGCAGGUUUUUUUUUACUGAAACUUGCAGCUUCUUUGUCAGCGGUGAGCAACAGACGGUGGCUGCCGAUUUGUUAGGUUUAGCUCCAGGUGUCACAGCUCCUCUCGAACUUGAAGGAAAUUGGGGUCAAGCAGGUGGGUCGGGCGACAGGGUGUUGCCCGGGCCAUGCAUCGGGGGUGAGGGGGACUCACGUUGGGGGAAACACAGCGUCGGGCUAGGAGAGGUUCUGGGCCAGUCAGUGCGGAGAUGAAGCUCAAACAGCGCAUGCUGGUGCUGUGUGCCGUGCUUCUCCUGCUGGGCCUGGCCAAGAUCUUCCUGCUGGAUGGAGGUGAAGGAUCUGCAGCCAGUCGACGGGACCUCAGAGCGUUUCGCAAGAUGGAAGCUGGCCUCGCUCUGUCCCGCAGUGCUCGUCUCACCCACACCCUCCAGUCUCCGUGGGAGAUAGCAAGCCAGUGGGUGGGCCCGAGAGAGGUGUACCCUGAGGAGACCCCCGAGCUGGCUGCCGUGCUCGUUGCCCUCAGCACUUCCAGGAUUGAACGGGCAGAUGUGGGCUAUAAGGGCACUCAGCUCAAAGCCCUGCUGGUGCUGGAUGGGGGACAGAAAGUGGUUUUCAAACCCAAAAGGUACAACAGAGACUAUGUCGUUGAGGGCGAGCCAUACGCAGGCUACGACAGACACAACGCAGAGGUGGCAGCUUUUCACUUGGAUAGGAUCCUAGGGUUCAGGAGAGCACCUCUUGUGGUCGGGCGAUUCGUCAACCUGCGGACAGAGUUCAAACCUGUGGCGGCGGACCAGCUGCUGAGCACCUUCCUCAUGCAGGGUAACAACACAUGUUUCUAUGGAAAGUGUUACUACUGUCGGGAAAGUGAGCCAGCCUGUGCAGAGGGAGAAAUCAUGGAGGGUUCAUUAACCCUUUGGCUGCCAGAUGUCUGGCCUCUGCAGAAACACAGACACCCCUGGGGACGCACCUACAGAGAGGGGAAACUUGCCAGGUGGGAGUACGAUGAGAGUUACUGUGAGGCUGUGAAGAAAAUGCCACCAUAUGAUGCAGGGCCCAGGCUGCUGGAUGUCAUAGACACGGCCAUAUUUGAUUAUCUCAUUGGGAACGCUGACCGGCAUCACUAUGAGAGUUUCCAGGAUGACGGGGGCGCCAGCAUGCUCAUCCUGCUCGACAACGCAAAAAGCUUUGGGAACGCAGCUCUGGAUGAACGAAGCAUCCUGGCACCACUCUACCAGUGUUGCAUGGUCCGCGUCUCCACGUGGAACAGGUUGAACCUACUGAGAAGUGGAGAGCUGAGCUCAGCCUUGCGACAGGCUCUGGCAUUCGACCCCAUCCACCCGGUCCUGGCUGAAACGCACCUCGCAGCCCUGGAUAGGCGUUUGUCUGGAAUCAUAGCAACUGUCAAGCAGUGCAUGGAGUCGCAGGGCCCAGACAACACCCUAAUAGAGGACCGAAUGAACCUCCCACAUCCAUAGAGAGGAGAAAAUUUCCCCAAAAGAAAAGGAACAGCAAGGACUUGACUUCCGCUCGAGAAGGGGAAGUAGACAUAAAAGUUGCUGACUGAGACAUAAGCGCAACCCUGAUGUUAAAGAUAGAGAUAAGGGAGAAGGCAAAUGGAACAAUGGAACGACAUGGUGGAACAAUGACUGGGCUUCUCUUAACCCUUGUCCCUUCCUUGCCAUUCUUUCUGACAAGACUGGGGUGGUUCUCCCGAUUCAAAGUGUUUGAACUGUGUCACUUUGAGCUACAAAAACGUUCUCUAGGGAGUGUUGUGCACUAGAGGACAAUAUCUGCUGUAAGGACACAUCUGUGCACUACUACUACUUGUUGUGACGACACUCCUUCUGCAAUCUUCCCUCCCGGUCCAGGUUCAACGUCAUCUGAGAGGAAACCAUAGGGCUCAGAGAGAUGGCGAUGGGAAGUUCAAAUGAGCCACCAACAUCCGGAUGGAAGACACAGUUCAGUCUUGUUUCAGGCUGUUUGGACGUUCACAGUCCAAGUAACUGAAGAUCUGUUUUAGAACUGAAAAUACUUAUUUUUUCCCUUUGAACUGAAAAGAAAUUGCUCUCAGCUCCUGAGCCAUCAGUGUGUACAUAUUUAACUACGUGCUAUACACAUAAAAGAGAGAGAAUAUAGCUUUGUAGAUAAUAUUAAAUAAACUUAAGGGUGUGUGGGUGGAUGUGUGCGAGUGAGAGUGCCAUAUUGUGCCAUAAAUAUGAAAGCUACUGACAUGUAAGAAUUGAGGAUGCAGAGGUCAGGUGUGUGGGUUCAUCUACAGAAUUAAACUAUGAUCUAUUUG
Molecule: messenger RNA, 2410 nt
Organism: Platichthys flesus (European flounder)
Lineage: Eukaryota; Metazoa; Chordata; Actinopteri; Pleuronectiformes; Pleuronectidae
Gene: fam20b
Product: FAM20B glycosaminoglycan xylosylkinase
Exons: 9
Coding region: 357-1586 (409 amino acids)
Biological process (GO): protein phosphorylation
Cellular component (GO): Golgi apparatus
Molecular function (GO): phosphotransferase activity, alcohol group as acceptor
Source: RefSeq, a predicted model, not a curated record